Molecule: messenger RNA, 1380 nt
Organism: Stomoxys calcitrans (stable fly)
Lineage: Eukaryota; Metazoa; Arthropoda; Insecta; Diptera; Muscidae
Gene: DCTN2-p50
Product: dynactin subunit 2
Exons: 3
Coding region: 153-1298 (381 amino acids)
Biological process (GO): mitotic spindle organization
Cellular component (GO): dynactin complex; cytoplasm; centrosome
Source: RefSeq, a predicted model, not a curated record
AAAAUAAAUGAUAUCAUUCGACAUAUAAACAAUAUUUGCAAACGUCAAACUAUUUUCACAGCUUCAAUCUGUUACUAUUGCAAAAAUAAUAAUUCGCGACCAUCUAAAGAAAAUAAUCCUGUUCGUUCUUCAUAAAUACAGUGCCCACAAUAAUGGCAGAUCCCAAAUUCGAGAAUUUACCAGGCAUUGCUUAUGACCAACCCGAUGUCUACGAAACACCGGAUAAUGCUGAAACGGAGACAUCCGACUAUUAUGAAGAAGAGCCCGAAAAUGAAGCUAUCGAACGUUUGCAUAUCUCAACCCAAGAUGCUUAUAAACGAUUCCGUGGAUCGUCCUUGGCUGGCAAUGUAGAUUUCUCCGACCGAAUUGGUCGACGUUCAUGCCGUGGCUAUGACGCCACCACCGGUGAGUUCGAGCUUUCUGGUAUGGGUGAAAAGGAAACUCCCGUCCAAAAAUGUCGUCGUUUGCAAUGUGAGAUGAACGAGCUUUUGGAGGAAGUUUCGUCAUUACAAAAUGACCGAAAGCUGGUGCAGGAAGAGAAGGAAUCAUAUGAUGCUGUCGCCACUAUUAUAACGACUGCUAAAAAGGUUCUCGACUCGUUGCGACUAGAACAGGUAUUGGGCAAAGAACAGGCUCCAAACAAAGCUGAUAAGGAAGUAAAAGCUCUUAUUAAUCAAGUUGACGAGUAUAAAAAUUCUGGUGUUCUCACCGCUAUUCCAACGCCUGGAACCGACUUAGCCUCCUCGGCUCGUAUUGCAAAGCUGGAGCAUCGUCUACACCAAUUAGAGCAAGCGGUGGGAGCUCAACCGGAAAAGCUUAGCCGUUUGACAACACUAACGCAAAGCACAAAUGUGAUGGAUGCUGUGCGUCAAUUAAAUACCAAAGCAGCCCUAUUGCAAUCAGAAAAAAUAGAUGUCAUCGAAGAGCGCUUAGGCAGCCUUGGUGCAAAAAUGGAUGCAAUUGCUGCAAAAUCCAGCGGCUCGUCUGACGAUGCCAAACGUGACCAAAAAGUAGUGGAAAUGUAUGACAUAGCAAAACGUACCGAACCAGUUGCGGAGAUUUUACCCGAUAUCAUAGAAAGAAUGCAAGCUUUGGAAUCAUUACAUAAAUAUGCCAUGAAUUUUGCGAAAAUCAUUGCUGAGAUUGAGGAGAAACAAACAACAAUUACCACAUCUCUUGUCAAUAAUAAAGAAUUAUUGCAUUCAGUCCAAGAGACAUUCGCACAAAAUUUGGAAGCUAUCAACAAGGAAGUUGCAAAGGUAGAGGAGCGGGUCAAAACUAUUUCCAAUAAGAAGUAAACAUAGACAAAUAGUAAGCAGGACAUUAAAAUUGUCAAAACUCAUUAUUCAAAGAAUGUAUUAAUAAAUUAUUAUAAAAUAA